Molecule: messenger RNA, 612 nt
Organism: Paramecium sonneborni
Lineage: Eukaryota; Ciliophora; Oligohymenophorea; Peniculida; Parameciidae
Source: the annotation of a GenBank genome assembly
UUUAAAUUUAAAUAAAAACAAUCAAUGUCCAGCAAUAAAGAAUAAAUCAAGGCUGAAAUUGAUGAGAAUAGAAAGAAAUUAGCUGAAAAAUUUGGAUAAACUAAAAUGGGUAGCACUUUGGCCAGAAGAAAGCAUAAAAAUGUUCACUAAACUUAAGUACGUAAUGGAAAUAAUCAUAAUAGAUAAAUGACGAUAAGAAGCUUAAAUAAGUUAUUAAGAAAUUUGGAGUACAAUAAUUAGGGAAUAUUGAUGAAGUCAACUUUUUCAAAGAUGAUAAUACAAUUAUUCACUUUUCAAAACCAGAAGUCCAAGCAGCUAUUGGAAGCAAUACAUUUGCCAUUUUUGGAAAUCCUGAAACAAAAAAGUUUGCAGAGUUGAUGCCUGAAAUUUUGAAUCACAUUGGACCAAACUAAAUGAGUCUUCUUUAAGAAUUAAUGAAAGAAAAUUAGAAUAAGGUACAAAAUUUUUAAAUUUUUAAGGAAAAAGUUGAAAAAAUUGCUGAGGCUGAUCAAAAAGAGGAAGAUGAUAUUCCUGAUUUAGUGUAAGGAUAAAACUUUGAAGAAGCAAGUAAGAAAGAAUGAGUUACAAUAUAAUAUAUUAUGUAUACCAUCC